This is a messenger RNA of Agrilus planipennis (emerald ash borer), 751 nucleotides long. RefSeq names its product VIP36-like protein. Gene Ontology annotation, cellular component: endoplasmic reticulum membrane; Golgi membrane; COPII-coated ER to Golgi transport vesicle. The coding region runs from base 140 to 751 and encodes 203 amino acids. The transcript has 5 exons. Gene Ontology annotation, biological process: Golgi organization; endoplasmic reticulum organization; endoplasmic reticulum to Golgi vesicle-mediated transport. The record is from RefSeq and is a predicted model, not a curated record. Gene Ontology annotation, molecular function: D-mannose binding. Lineage: Eukaryota; Metazoa; Arthropoda; Insecta; Coleoptera; Buprestidae.
CAAAUUAUAAUUGGCUUAAGCAGUUAUCAGCUAUCUCAUGUUGUUGCUGUAUAAGUACAACAUUGUAAUAACGUGUGCCCAGUAUAAAUAAGUCUAAAACUACAAUUAAAAUAAUUGAAAACAAUAUACUUGCUUCAAAAUGCAGCUGUCGGAAGUUACGGUGUUUGUAGGCUUUUUUUCGUUAAUGUUCUUCGAUUUAAUAAAGGCACAAUGGAAUACAAACGAAUAUAUGAAGAGGGAGCAUUCGUUAAUAAAACCAUAUCAAGGAUCAGGAACAGGUAUACUUCAUUGGGAUUUUAUUGGGAGCACAAUGGUCACUAACAAUUAUAUUAGGUUAACUCCGGACCUUCAGUCAAAGUCGGGGGCAAUCUGGAAUUCUGUACCAGUUUCUGUUAGAAAUUGGGAUUUGCAAGUCCAAUUUAAAGUUCACGGUAAAGGAAAAGAUCUUUUUGGAGAUGGCUUUGCAGUCUGGUACUCUAAAGAUAGAAUGCAACCAGGAAUAGUUUUUGGUAGCACAGAUUUGUUCCAUGGGCUAGCAGUUAUAUUAGACACAUACAGCAAUCACAAUGGACCACAUAAUCACCAGCAUCCUUACAUAUCAGCAAUGAUAAAUAAUGGAACUUUACAUUAUGAUCAUGACCGUGAUGGUACCCAUACCCAGUUAGCUGGAUGUGAAGCCAAGUUUAGGAAUGUGGAUUAUGAUACAUAUAUUUCUGUAAAGUAUGAGCAUGAUGUACUAACAGUUAAAUAA